CCAAAGUCCAAAGAGUUGGAUUUAGAGGGGUUUGCUAUAUAAAAGAAAACAUUUGGCAGGUUUUUUUUUUUUAAGAAAAGAAAACGAAUUCUUGAGACCCUAGUACAGCAAAAGAGCCCUUUGGCUUUUGCAGUUUGAGAGAGGGUUGGGACCAGGAGGGAGGCGUCCCAGUCAGUCUCCAGGACUAUCCAAGAGUUGGGCCCCUAUUGAUGGUGGGUGAGUGUUGAAGGCUGCUGCAAGGCCAUUUUUCCUUUAAUACAGAUUUUAGGACUCCCGAUGACAGAGAAAUUGGGCAUCACCCCCUGCUUUCUGCCAGCCUGCCUCUGGAUGGGACGGUAUGGCCGGGAAGGUGGGAGUCGUUGGCCUUUUGCGAAACUUCUGGCUGCUACCAAGUCUGAGGGCCAUUCAUCGACUUGGGCGGCGAGACAGCCAAUAGGAGGCUGCAUUUUCACUGACUUCCAACUGAAACCCAUUUCCUUCAAUAAUUAAAAAAAAAAAAGACCCGUCUUCUCAGAAAGGGUUUAUAGGCUUUUUACGAGAAUCAUAAAGGGGUCCAUGACCCAAAAGAAGUCAAGAAGUCCAAACUCCAGAAAAGUUCAAAUGGACCGAAUUAGCGGGAGAUGAUUGUCACCAUGACCCUGGGCUAGGAGGUGGGUGCUGCGAAGGAAGGGGCGUGCCUUCAGCGGCGGAAGGGGCGGGUAUUCGUCAUCGGAGCAGGAAGUUUAGCUGCCACUGCCUCCGCCUCCGCCUCCCCUAAGGCCGGUAAGGCCGAGGGUUCCUUCCGGCUUCCUCAAACCGCUCGCUCGCUGCUUUUGCCACUGUCCGGCCCGGCCCCGCGGGGACGCCGGCCCGCCGCCGCUAUGCAUGACGCCUUCGAGCCGGUGCCGAUCCUGGAGAAGCUGCCUCUGCAGAUUGACUGUCUGGCGGCCUGGGAGGAAUGGCUUCUCGUUGGAACCAAACAAGGUCAUCUUCUCCUUUACAGGAUUCGGAAGGAUGUUGUACCAGCAGAUGUAGCAUCACUUGAAAGUGGCAGUUGCAACAGAUUUGAAGUAACUCUAGAAAAAUCCAACAAGAACUUCUCCAAAAAGAUCCAGCAGAUCCAUGUGGUUUCCCAGUUUAAGAUUCUCAUCAGUUUGUUAGAAAAUAAUAUUUAUGUUCAUGACCUAUUGACAUUUCAACAAAUCACUACAGUUUCAAAGGCAAAGGGGGCUUCUCUGUUUACCUGUGACCUCCAGCACACUGAAACAGGUGAGGAAGUACUGAGGAUGUGUGUGGCUGUGAAGAAGAAGCUCCAGCUAUAUUUUUGGAAGGACAGAGAAUUUCAUGAACUGCAAGGGGACUUUAGUGUACCAGAUGUGCCCAAGUCCAUGGCAUGGUGUGAAAAUUCCAUUUGCGUGGGUUUCAAGAGAGACUACUAUCUCAUAAGGGUGGAUGGAAAAGGGUCCACCAAAGAGCUCUUUCCAACAGGGAAACAACUGGAACCCUUGGUAGCACCUUUGGCAGAUGGAAAAGUAGCUGUUGGUCAGGAUGAUCUCACCGUGGUACUGAAUGAGGAGGGCACCUGUACACAGAAAUGUGCCUUGAAUUGGACAGAUAUACCAAUUUCAAUGGAGCACCAGCCUCCAUACAUCAUUGCGGUGUUGCCUCGGUAUGUGGAGAUCCGGACAUUUGAGCCUCGGCUGUUAGUGCAGAGCAUUGAGCUACAGAGACCCCGCUUCAUUACUUCCGGAGGUUCAGACAUCGUCUAUGUGGCCAGCAACCAUUUCGUUUGGCGACUUAUUCCUGUCUCUAUAGCAACCCAAAUCCAGCAGCUUCUUCAGGAUAAGCAGUUCGAACUGGCCCUACAGUUGGCGGAAAUGAAAGAUGAUUCGGACAGUGAGAAGCGACAGCAGAUCCAUCACAUUAAGAACCUGUUUGCUUUUAACCUCUUCUGUCAGAAACGUUUUGAUGAGUCCAUGCAAGUCUUUGCAAAACUUGGGACAGAUCCUACUCAUGUGAUGGGUUUGUACCCUGAUCUGCUACCCACUGAGUACAGGAAGCAGCUGCAGUAUCCCAACCCAUUGCCAGUGCUCUCUGGGCCUGAACUAGAGAAGGCUCAUUUGGCCCUUAUUGAUUACUUGACUCAGAAAAGAAGCCAACUUGUGAAGAAACUCAAUGACUCUGACCAUCAGUCGAGCACCUCCCCACUUAUGGAGGGCACCCCCACUAUCAAGUCCAAGAAGAAACUCCUGCAGAUCAUAGACACCACAUUGCUUAAGUGUUACCUCCACACAAACGUGGCCUUGGUGGCUCCAUUACUGCGCCUCGAGAACAAUCAUUGCCACAUUGAAGAAAGUGAGCAUGUAUUGAAGAAGGCUCAUAAGUACAGUGAGCUCAUCAUUCUUUAUGAGAAGAAGGGGCUUCAUGAGAAAGCUUUGCAGGUGCUGGUAGACCAAUCUAAGAAAGCCAACUCCCCCUUGAAAGGCCAUGAGAGGACAGUGCAGUAUCUUCAGCAUCUGGGCACAGAGAAUUUACAUUUGGUAUUCUCUUACUCUAUCUGGGUGCUGAGAGAUUUCCCAGAAGAUGGACUGAAAAUAUUUACUGAAGAUCUCCCUGAGGUGGAGGCUCUGCCACGGGACCGGGUGCUGAACUUCUUAAUAGAGAACUUUAAAAGCCUGGCUAUUCCUUAUUUGGAACACAUCAUUCAUACCUGGGAAGAAACAGGAUCUGAGUUCCACAAUUGCCUCAUCCAGCUGUAUUGUGAAAAGGUCCAAGGGCUAAUGAAGGAAUACCUCAGCUCCUUCCCUAUAGAUAAAACUCCAGUCCCUGCUGGCAAUGAAGAGGGGGAGCUGGGAGAAUACCGGCAAAAGCUCCUCAUGUUCCUGGAGAUAUCUAGCUGCUAUGAUCCAAGCCAGCUCAUCUGUGAUUUCCCUUUUGAUGGUCUCCUGGAGGAAAGAGCUCUCCUUUUGGGGCGAAUGGGAAAACACGAACAAGCCCUCUUCAUUUAUGUCCACAUCCUGAAGGAUACAAGGAUGGCUGAAGAGUACUGCCAUAAACACUAUGACCGAAACAAAGAUGGCAACAAAGAUGUGUAUCUGUCGCUGCUUCGGAUGUAUCUGUCUCCACCUAGUGUUCACUGCCUGGGGCCAAUCAAGAUGGAGCUGCUGGAGCCCCAAGCUAAUCUCCAGGCUGCCCUACAGGUCCUGGAAUUACAUCACAGUAAACUGGACACCACCAAGGCCAUCAAUCUUCUUCCAGCCAACACUCAGAUUAAUGAGAUACGCAUCUUUCUGGAAAAGGUCCUGGAGGAAAACGCACAAAAGAAACGUUACAAUCAAAUCCUCAAAAAUCUUCUUCAGGCCGAGUUCCUGAGGGUCCAAGAGGAGCGCAUUUUCCACCAGCAAGUGAAGUGUAUCAUCACAGAGGAGAAAUUAUGUAUGGUGUGUAAGAAGAAGAUAGGGAACAGUGCAUUUGCCAGAUAUCCCAAUGGAGUGGUUGUACACUACUUUUGUUCCAAAGAGGUCAACCCAACUGACACCUGAGCCUCACCCCUACUAUGAGGUCAGUGGACUACAAUUCCUGUGCUUCCCAGAAGAAUGGAAGGAGUGGAAGCUCCUUAGGAAAAGAGAAUACUUCUAAGAGGAGUCUUCUUAUUUGGACACUGCUCGGUACCUUACAGCUUGGAGCGUCUCUGGACUAACUACUGACAACCCCAACAAUGUCGGCCUUUUAAGAGGAAGAAAAUGACUUGUACGGUUAAGUUGCUGGCAACUUUAAAGAAUCUCUUUGAUAACUUAGGAUGUGAGGUAGAUGCAUCCUCUGGUGUUUGCAUUAUUACACACUAAGAAAACUUGUUUGGAGCAUUUGUAACUGAAUGGGAAUUUUUCCAUCAAGAACCUUUUUUUGCAAAGGUAAAUGCAUGUCUUCACAAAGACUUAGAGGCCACACUAACUGGAAAGUACAGUGAGAAGAGAAAAAAGAAAGAAAAAAAAAAGAAACUUCUACAAGCUGCACCAUCUGUGUAGACAGAGCAACUAGCUUUCUAUUUAAGGAUGGGGUUUUUUUCUCCAUCUAGUAUUGGAACUAGACACUCCCAAGACAUUUCCCUCUUGACUUCCUCCCCUUUAUCUUUGUCUCCUUUCACUUUUAUCACUUUUUCCUUCUUACUCUCUUCCACAGUUUCUGAGGCCAGGAAUGAUGAGUAUUUGGCACUAUAUAAUGUUUGACAUGUAUGGGACUAAUUCUCCCAAAUUUUUGUAUCAGCUCUGCAAGUGUUAGGGGAGUGUGGGUGAGAAAUGUAAAUAUGUCCUAUUUGCACUGCACAAUCAGUCACUCCUCCCUUUGGGAAUGGGAGACGUGGAGGCCAUCAAUACCUUUCUAGGAAAGGAAUUCUAAAUCUACCCUCUGUUCAGUGGAGAAUAUGGGUCCUGCCAAGUUAGGACAUCAGAAAGAUUGGACCAGCAUCUGAGCUGCUGAUGUGAGAAUAUCCUUACAGACCCUGGCAGUGUUGACUUCUCCCAGCUCAUUCACCAGCAGCAUUAAAGUUGGUUUAAUAUUAGUAGAUGAUGCUACACCUCCUCUCCCUGCUAUUGGCUAGUUCUUGCUUGCACACUAUGCAGAUUAAGUCUGGUUCCCAGUCUGCCAGUUUGUUUUGAGGGAGCUGGUGGGUUGGGUUGCCAUACUGUAGGUGGUUGGGUCUCUGAGACAUUAAGAGAAAUUAUCCAGUCAAGCUAUAGUAGAGAGAGCUCUAGGACAUUCGUGAUCAUAUUCAGGGAGGGAUAGGAGAAGGCAACAGCAGUAAGUGGGCUUUUAAAGUACCCCCCCUUCUCCCCACUUCCUGCCCCCAGAGGCCCCCACAAAGUUCUUUAAAGCACUGCUUAGGAUACAUUCUUGCUAGCCACAGGAUUACUUGUGGUUAUGUGGAAUACAAUUUGCAAUACCCCUCACUUUAAAGGAUUAGGACCUACUCUCUGCUGUCCCAAUAGACAGACCAAGAACAUGAAGGAGUGUGGGUGGAGUCCUGCAUUCGGUCCUUAAUGGGGAUUUUGUGCACUUGACAGCUUCAAUUUUAUUGCCCUGAUACCUUUCGUGGGUUGUUUGAAGCAGGGCUGAGUGAUGGGGUAAUGCAUCCCUUCCUCUUUAUUGGCCAUAGUGGCCAACUCUUUCCUUUACUAGUGACCUGGGACCCUUUUUUCACUGUGGCAUUUUGGCAUCUCUUUCUGUGUGCUGUCAGGAUUGCCUUCAAGCUUGUGGGGUCUAUAGACUAUUGCCAAGGGAGACUAGUAAUAACCUGAAAGGGGUCCCAGUCCUCCAUGGACCCAUGUGUACUCUCUGAAGACAUAUUUGCCCCCAGAUCUGCUAUAACAUUUUGGCUCAUUAUUGAGAGAAGUGAUGGAGACAACUGGAAAUAUGUCUGAGAGAAUGAAGAGUCUUUGGGAAAGCUGUGAAGCAAGAAAACGAGAAAGGACCAGUUAUUAAUCUUUCGUUAUAUACAUAGCAGAAAAGAGUACUAGCACCAUGCCGCCAAGCAGGUAGCUUGGAGUUGGGUAAGAGGGCUCUCCUCGGCUUUCCUGCCUUUGAAGCCCUCUAGGAGGCAAAGCUCAUGUUUCAUUGACCUAACACCUCUCUCUGGUUUCAUUGAUUGUGAGCCAGAUUUGUUCAAAGCAAUAGAAUUAAAGAGUAUGUGUGGUCUUACAUGUUGCAAGCUGCUGCUUUGUCAACUCCAUCUCUCUUCCUUUAGCCAUACCCCUAUCUAGCACCUCCUUUUGGGAGAAGUCUACCCAAAAUGAGGUUUCGCCUACCAUAUUUAUCUUAGUUGGGUAUGAAAUUGUCAUAGUUACUAAGUGAGUUGUGGAAAAGGCACUGGAGAAUAGCUUUAUGGGAUGAGCUGGUGACAAUGAUGAUCUCUUGUUCCCUUCAAUAAUGAUAAUAAAAUUUAAUGAACCUUUCUAUCUCUAGUUUUUUUUUUCCCCUUUGUGGAUUUUAAUUGAAAAACUAAAAGCAAAAGAUGUUUGAUGCUCACAUAUUUUUUGGAGUAAGAGGAAAGCCAGGAAUCCUGGCAGAGUGAAGUGUAGACUGUACCUUGUUUAUGUGUUUCAGCUACUUUGAGUGACUCAACUUUAGUUUUCACUUUAGUUUUAUAAAAUUGUAGUUUUAGAACUGAAAGUGGGAAGGCAGCUAGGUGGCUCAGUAGAUUGAGAGUCAGUCCUAGAGAUAGGAAGUCCUGAGUUCAAAUGUGGUCUUAAACAGUUCCUAGCUUUGUAACCCUGGGCAAGUCACUUAACCCUUAUUGCCCAGCCCUUACCUAUCUUCUGCCUUGGAAUCAAUAUACAGUAUUGAUUCUGAGAGGGCAGGUAAGGGUUUAAAAAACAAAACAAAGCUGAAAAGAACUUAGAGUUCAUCUAGCCCCUCCCUCUCACAUCCUGUCCAGUUCACCCUAAUAAGGGUGAUUCAGGGCUAGGGCUAGAAAUAAAGGGAAGUCUUCUAGAAUGCUUCAUUUAGAUGUGUUUUCUUAAGGUCCUUGUUAUCCUUGGUCACUCACUUUUAUUACUGACUUCAGAAGUAAUCUAUCCCCUCUGUCUUUUCUUCCUGGGCCCUGGAAUUCUUUCCAUAAAAAGUAGAGGUUGGUGGAGAGUAAGAGAAGGGUGACAGAAAGGCAGUUGUAAGAAAAUAAAAGAUUUUGAUUCUCAUGCAAUUAUAGCAGAUUUACAGAAAUUCUAGGGCUGUUGUUUGUAUUAAUGCUAACUGGCUUUUGUAAUUUCUUCAAUAUUGAUUAAUAAAUCAUUAAACAUUUAUUAAUUUCCUAUUAUGUCUCAGACACUGUGCUAAGUGGUGGGGACACAAAAAGGCAAAUGACAGUCUGCCCUUAGGGAGCUUAUUAUCUAAUUGAGGAAACAAUAUGCAAAUAUAUAUGUGUAUGUAUAAAGAUACAUAUUUAUAUUUUUUUCUCUUUUCCAAACAAUUUUCCCAUUUUUAUUCAACCAGUCUCAUUUGAGUUUAGAAUUCCUUUUUGAGUUCUUCUAGUGCUUGAGAUCAAGUUCCAUUUUUCUUUGGAGUUUUUGCAUGUGGUUGCUUAGACUCACCAUCCCCUGUUGAUUCUGUGCUUUGCUCUUUGUCACUAUAUAUAUUUUCAAGGGUUAGGAGUUCCUUUUGCUGUUUACUCAUUUUCCCCAAUCUUUUUUUUUUGCCUGUGGACAGGUAAUUCUGAAAGCUAAAGAUUCUGUCUCCUCUGCUGCUGGCUUGUAGGGAUCCGCUGUGAAUUAUUUUGCCUUGGGACUGAGUUUUCACCACAGCAGUACUACGGACUACUGGGCCUCACUGUGCCAGGGCCUGGGACUUCAAGGGGUGGGUCUGAGGUGCUUUUUAGUUGGUUUUCCCAGGUCCUGGGAAAUUGGCCUAUGCCCAAGUUUGAGAUCUGGCCCAUUAGGUUGGGGAAUGGUUGGUUAGCUCUCCUCUGUGUGCAGUUUUGCUUCCACUUCCCCCUUAUCCUGUAAAAAUCACAUCUCUGCCUACCUUUCAAUUUGUGUUCUAUGGGAGAGCCCUCUCAAGCUCUACUUUGCUGUUGGUUUUUGACUCCUGUUAUUCUGAAACACUUUUAAAAGAUUGAUUUAGAAGGAUUGUCAGAGUGGUUUCAGCUUUUGCUGCUACUAAGCUGCCAUUUUGGCUCUGCUCCCCCCCCCCCCCCAUUUUCCAAACAAUUUUAAUAAAAUGAUUCCCAGGGAAUAAUUUUUUAACAUCAAGAUCACAUGUGGAUAUGUUACUGACCGUAACAAUAUAAUGAUUAUAUAUAAUUACAUAAAUAAUAAACAUAAUAAUGUAAUUUGAACAUUUGUUGGAAGAUUCUCUUUCAUAACAUAUACACAAUAGCCCUAAAAGCUACAUUUAGACAAUAUUCUUGCCACUGGCAAAUAAAUGUCUUUUUCCCUGAUGCAUAUAUAUAAAAUUUUAUAAAACACAAGCCAAAUCUAGAAUAAAUAGGAAGUAGUUAAUGAGAAGGUACUAGAGUUAAAAGGGGUUAGAAAAGGCUUCUUGAAAAAGAUGAGAUUUUAGUUAGAAUUUAAAGGAAGUCAGAGGGUGGUGGCUCAGUGGAUAGACUGCCAGUCCUGGGUUCAAAUCUGGCCUCAGACACUUCCUAACUGUGUGACUGGGCAAGUCACUUAACCCCAUUUGCCUAGCCCAUAAUGGCCUUCUGUCUUAGAGUUGUUACUAGGACAGAAAAUAAAGGUUUAAAAAAAGGAAGCUAGGAAGGUUGGUAGUUGGAGUGGACGAAGGAGAACAUUCUGGACAUGGAGAAUAUUCGGGAAGAAUGACAGUAGAUAAGAGAUGGAGUGUCUUGUUGGCAAAUCGCCAAAUGGACAGUGUCACAGGAUUGAAGAGUAUGUGUUGGAGAAUAAGGUGGAAAGGUAGGAGGAUUCUAGGUUUUGAAUGCCAAAUAUUUUAUAUUUUUUCCUGGAAGCAAUAGAGAGCCACUGGAGUUUAUUUCAGGGAGUGACAUGAUCAAGCAUGUGCUUUAGGAAAAUCAUUUUGGUAACUGAAUGGAGGAUAGAUUGGAGGAGGGAGAGACUUGAAGCACUAACCACAAACAGGCUAUUGUAGUAAAGGUGAUGAAAGCCUAUACUAGAGGGGUUGCAAUGUCAGAGAAAAGUGAUCAAUUUAAGAGAUAUAAUGGUGAAGUUGAUAGGUUCUGGCAACGAUUUGGAUAUGGAGGAUAAGACAGGUCAGAACUCAGGAUUACUCCUAGGUUGUGAGCCCGAGGGACUGGAAGGAUUGUGUUGCCCUCCAAAAUAAUAGAGAUGUGGAGGGUUGGAGGGUUUAGGGGGGAAAAGAAUGAACAUUGUUUUCAACAUAUUGGGUUUAAGAUAUCUACUGCACAUCAUUUUGAAAAAAUUGGGGGCAUUUAUUUUUAAAAUAAUAUUCUUUUUUCUCCAAUUACAUGUAACAACAAUUUUUAAUAUUUGUUUUUUAAAAUUUUGAGUUCCAUGCCCAAAGGGUGCUAAAAUUGCUGAUUGCCCUUUGACCCAGCCAUAGCACUGCUAGGUUUGUACCCCAAAGAGAUAAUAAGGAAAAAGACUUGUACAAGAAUAUUCAUAGCUGUGCUCUUUGUGGUGACAAAAAAAAAAAAUUGGAAAAUGAGGGGAUGCCCUUCACCUGGGGAAUGGCUGAACAAACUGUGGUAUAUGUUGGUGAUGGAAUACUAUUGUGCUCAAAGAAAUAAUAAAGUGGAGGAAUUCCAUGUGAACUGGAAUGACCUCCAGGAAGUGAUGCAGAGUGAGAGGAGCAGAACCAGGAGCACAUUUUAUACAGAAUGAUGCCCUGGUACAAUCGAAUAUAAUGGACUUCUCUACUAGUAGCAAUGAUCCAGAACUAUUCAAAGUAGCAAAGAUCCAGAACUAUUCAAAGGGACUUAUGAGAAAGAACACUAUCCACAUCCAGAGGAAGAACUAUGGAAAAGGAAACACAGAAGAAAAACAACUGCUUGAUCACAUGGGUUGAUGGGGAUAUGAAUGGGAAAGUGGACUCAAAAUGAUCACCCUAGUGCAAAUAUUAAUAAUAUGAAAAUGGGUCUUGAUCAAUGACACGUGGAAUUGUGGAAUUGUGCGUCGGAUACAGGAAAGGGGUAGAGGAAUGGGAGGGAAAGAACAUGGAAAAAUAUUCUAAAUCAUGUAAUUAAAUAAAAUUUUUAAAAAUUAAAAUAAAACAUAAAAUUUUUUUUUGAGUUCCAAAUUCCCACCCUUUCCCCCUGGUAAGCAACUUGAUAUAGGUUAUACAUGUGCAAUCAUACAUUUUCACAUUAGUCAUGUUGUGAAGGAAAACACAGAUUAAAAAAAAAAAACAUAAAAAAAAACCUUGUCAAUCUGCAUUCAGACUCCAUCAGUUCUUUCUUUGAAAGCAGAUAGCAUAUUUCAUCAUGAGCCCUUUGGAAUGUCUUGGAUCAUUGUAUUGCUGAGAAUAACUAAGUCAUUUACAGUUGAUCAUCAUACAAUAUUGCUAUUACUGUGUACAAUGUUCUCCAGGUUCUGCUCAUUUCACUUUGCAUCAGUUCAUAUAAGUCCAUGUUUUUUCUAAAAUUAUCCUGCUUAUCAUGUCUUAAAAAAAAAAAUCUCUGAGAUAGACCCAGGAGUGUCAUCGUUGGAUCCAAGGGUAUGCAGAGUUUUAUAGCCCUUUGGGCAUAGUUCCAGUAUAUUUGGAUCAGUUCACAUCUCCACUAACAGUACACAUCCAGUUUGAGAUUAGAAAUUGAAGGUCUGCAGAGAGGUUGGGGCAGGAUAGGUAGAUCUGAGAGAGACCCAGCAUAGAAAUGGCAAUUAAAUUCAUGGGAGCUGAUGAAAUCACCAAGUGAAGUGGUAAUAGAAGAGUUUUGAGGGCUUAGGAGAAAACUCUGGGGGCUACCUACAUAUAAGAGUGUGGUCUGGAAAAGGAGACAGAAGGAAGUUGUCAGAUAGGAGGAGGAUCAGUAGAGAGCAGUGUCCCAAAAACCUAGAAAGAAGAGAGUAUCAAGGAGGAGGGAAUGAUCAAUAGUGGCAAAGGCUUCUGAGAGGCCAAGGAAAAUGAGGACUAAGAAAAGGUUGAAUUUGGGAACUAUAGAGAACUAUUAACUUUGGAGAGAGAGUGGAGGUAGGUAUUGUAUAGAUGACCUUUGAGUUUAGCUCCAAAGAGCAGAAGAGCUAGAGGAUGACAGCUGGAUCAAGGGAGGGGUUUUCAGAGUAGGAGUAACAUGGGCUGGUUUAUAAGCAGAAGGGGAAGAGCCAGAAGUACUCCUGAAAGAAUGUGAAUUUCUCUCCCUUCUAGCUUUCAUUUUCUGGAGCAGUGAAAAGAGGAUGCAGACACCCUCCCUCCCCUCUUCCUUUCGGCCACCUCUUCCCAGUGGAGUCAGCUCCCUUAUCUCUUUGCCCAGAGUCAUCACCAUGAGUCACCCUUUGUGAGGCACUGGUACAUACCCAUUGUGAUUGGUCAAGUGCAGAUGGAUUUUCUUCCUCUGUUUCAGGUCAUUCAUCCUGUCUGUCUACAGUACAGUGAUACACCAGAGUAGAGUAGAGAAGUUGGUGAAUUUUGUCUUUCUUUUACCAUUUUCUCUCAGAAUGGCAUGCCAUAAUCUGUCUGGGCUGAGACUGAAACUGAAAAACAAGGCCAUGAGUGAAGGCAUAGCCUGAUGGAGCAAG
Messenger RNA from Monodelphis domestica (gray short-tailed opossum), 11138 nucleotides. The record is from RefSeq and is a predicted model, not a curated record. NCBI's taxonomy places the organism in Eukaryota, Metazoa, Chordata, Mammalia, Didelphimorphia, Didelphidae.